Molecule: messenger RNA, 1252 nt
Organism: Aspergillus candidus
Lineage: Eukaryota; Fungi; Ascomycota; Eurotiomycetes; Eurotiales; Aspergillaceae
Exons: 2
Coding region: 32-505 (157 amino acids)
Biological process (GO): proteasome assembly
Source: RefSeq, a predicted model, not a curated record
AUCCAAAUCGAAGAAAGAAAGGCAAUCCACCAUGGCUAAUUCAUUUGACGUCAACCAACUCCCAGACCAUCUGGACCUCCCUUUCCCUGCUGCCACGAAGCAAGCCACUGGUGUGAUCAAUGGAGUCCAAACCGAUGUGAUGUCGCUGAGCUUCAGCGAUAAGAUCCUCUUUACCAUAUCUCAAAAAGGCCGGCUCGGUCACUGGCUACAUGUCCCUCUGGGCAGUCAAAACCCAGGCACGGAUGGGGCGCACACUAUCCCAGAAUCCGCAGACGACGACAGCCUUCUUCCAAUGGCUAGCUUGACUGCCACUUCUUUGCUGGGGGGCCGGCUUCCUGGACAUGAGACGAUUGGUCAGCUAUAUGCCCGUCAGGUGGCUAGUAUCAUUGUGACGAAGAACCCCAAUGAGAAACGUUUGCUCGUUGUUGGGAUCGGGCUUGAGACCGCCGAGGCUGAUCGCGAUGUCUUUUUUGGAAUUACGGAUCUUGCGCUUCAGUGCAUCUAGAGAGACCUAAUCCGGCCGUGGGGGAAGCCAAAAAGUGAUGCGUGGAAGAGAAGGGGCGAUGCAUGAGCUCAGAAAUAUGAAGCCAACAGGAACCGAGGCACAGGUUUACAAAACAUCGAUAUGUUACGGCCCCGGCAGUCGCUUUGGUCGCCUUUUAGGGUGCAAAACGGCGCAUCUCAAAACCCGCGAAGAUAAUCCCAUGUCUGCACGGCAAAUCUCUUAUGGCCCUGGACAAUCUGAUACCAAGAACAGCUCGGCCGUUGAUUGCAUAAGUCGUUCACGGCAGUUUCUCGUCAUCUCGGAUCAAGGAAUAGACGAUCAGAAACUUUUAUUCCCAGGCUGAUGGCAAGUCAGAAAGUCAUACGGUGCUGCAAAGCUCGUACAGUCCCCCUUCUCGCAGCAGAGGAUAUGGUUUCGAAAUUGCCAUCCUACCGCAGCCGCCAACCAGUUUUUUUAUGGCCGUUUCCCUACACGCCUUAUCCAGAGAAAGCAGUGCGUGGAUAGUUUGGACAGGAUACAGGUGUUGCAAGGGGCUCAAGACAGGACUAAAAUAUUGUCUUCCAUUCUUGUGGCACUCCAGCUUUGGUUAUAGACCAACAAGUUCUACUGUUAUUGAAAGACAGUGCAGCAUUUACCGUCGGGUGUUUUUCCUGUGAGAAACUGAUUUUUCUACUUUCUGAGAUAAAAGUAGUGAAUAAUAGCCUCGAGAGGGAUAAAUAUCUACUUUUCCUUUUCUUAGCUUCUAAC